Molecule: messenger RNA, 1803 nt
Organism: Cutaneotrichosporon cavernicola
Lineage: Eukaryota; Fungi; Basidiomycota; Tremellomycetes; Trichosporonales; Trichosporonaceae
Exons: 2
Coding region: 1-1803 (600 amino acids)
Cellular component (GO): mitochondrion; cytoplasm
Molecular function (GO): acetyltransferase activity; lipoic acid binding
Source: RefSeq, a predicted model, not a curated record
AUGUCUAGAAUCGCGACUCGUCUGCUCAGCGUCGCCCCACGCCCUCGCGUGCACGCACUCCCCCUCCUCCGCGCGCCUUACACCGGCGUCGCGGCCACCGUUACCCCCCGCAUCUCCCCUCUUUCCUCCCUCACAUCUCCCUCCCGUCCCGCCGCCGUUCCCCAGCCACCCGCAGGCCAGAGGUCGUUCGGCGCAUCCGCAUCCCAGGGCGUCCCGUUCCACUUCAAGCUCGCAGAUAUCGGCGAGGGUAUCACUCAGGUCGAGGUGAUCAAGUGGAAUGUUGAGGUUGGCGCCACUGUCGAGGAGUUUGACCCCCUGUGCGAGGUUCAGAGUGACAAGGCUGUCGUCGAGAUCACAGCACCCUACGCCGGUACAGUGUCGCAGCUCGGCCCUCCCGCCGGCGCCAUGCUCAAGGUCGGCAGCACGCUCUGCAUUCUCGACACCACUGAGGACCACGGACAGGAGCAGGAGGUCGAGGUCGCAGAGUACGUCGAGGAGGCUGCGCCUGAACCUACCCCCGCACCUACCCCCGCACCUGCCGCUCCCGCUCCCGCUGCCGCUGCUCCGUCGCAGGAGGCUUCGUCGAACGCUGCUGCUCCCAAGUUUGCACCAAAGGCCCACCCGCUCAGCGACACGGCAGUUCGCUUUGAGGGCGAGGCUAGCGUUCUCCCCCAGGCCCCCAAGCCCGUAUACGAAAUCCCCGACCACGUCGAGGCGCGCGUGGACGGCAACCUCGCCCGUGGACGCAGGGUUCUCACCUCGCCCGCUGUUCGCGCCCACGCUGGCCGCCUCGGUAUCGAGCUCGAGCACGUCACCCCCUCGGGACCUGGUGGCCGCGUGACCAAGGAGGACGUUGAGCGGUACGCCGCCUCGGGCUCUUCUUCCCCUGCCGCUGCCGCCCCUGUCGCCCCUGCCGCUGCUGCUCCUCGCGCCAAGGCUCCCGCGCCCAAGGCCGCCCCCGUCGCUGUCCACGCCGACCGCGGAGAGGCAACCGAGCGCAUGGAGAUGGGCCGUACCCGCAAGGUCAUGUACCGUGCCAUGGGAAGCAUGGGCGACGUCCCCCACUUUGGCUACCACCACACUCUGGACCUCACCAACCUCCUUCCCCUCAUGAAGGCUGCCAACGCAAAGGUCCCCGAGACCAAGGGAUACCUCGCCUCGGACGUGCCUCCUUCGUACGUCAACCCCGCGCCCCUCCCCGAGCGGACCAAGACGUCGGUCCUCGCCUUCCUGGUCAAGGCGAUGGCGCUCGCCCUCGAGGAGCACCCGAUCAUGCGUUCGCGUGUCAAGGAGGCAGACGAGCAGCGCUGGCUUGAAGUCUCGCGCGACGCCAACAUUGGCAUUGCAGUCUCGGACCCCAAGCUCGGCCUUCUCACCCCCUCCCUCUCGGGUCUUGACCCCUCGGCUCCAGUCUCGGCCGUCAACGACGCACUGAACGAGCUUCGUGCCCGCGCAGCCCGUCCCGGUCCUCUCCCUCACGUUACCAUCUCCUCUGUCGGGCCGCUUGGCGAGAGCGUGGCCGCCAACCCCGUCCUCCCGCUUGGUGGCGGUCUGGCGAUCGCGGCAGUCGGCCGCGCAGCAUGGCAGGUCGAGUGGGCGCUGCGGAACGGUAACGGACCCAGCCCCAGCUCUGUGUGGAACCUCGACCCAAGCCAGGUCGAGGCUGGCGGAACUAGGGCUGUCCUCAAGUGCCCCGUUAGCUGGAGUGGUGACCACCGUGUUCUUGAGGGGGCCGAGUUGAUCGCGUUCACCGAGACGUGGAAGCGGUUUGUUGAGCAGCCAUGGCUGUGGCUCGAGGUGUAA